Molecule: messenger RNA, 1096 nt
Organism: Radiomyces spectabilis
Lineage: Eukaryota; Fungi; Mucoromycota; Mucoromycetes; Mucorales; Radiomycetaceae
Product: Alpha/Beta hydrolase protein
Exons: 1
Coding region: 100-969 (289 amino acids)
Source: RefSeq, a predicted model, not a curated record
AUAUAAACGCUAUGGAAUGAGCGAUUCAAUUGGAAUAAUAAUAAAAAGCUAUUAUCUGAUCGAUUCUCACUUUGGCACACACUGCUUGCCUAUUUACCGAUGGAUCAUCAUACUGUUUCAACUGACGAUGUGUCUCUGCAUUAUUUUGUAUCAAGACCGGCCAUUACUUCGCAGAAUCCUUUGAUCGUUUUAUUACUGCACGGUGCAGGAGGGGAUCAUCACCAGUUUGAUGAUAUGGCAACCGUGCUAGUUGAAGCUGGACACAUCGUUAUUACGUGCGAUUUACGAGGCCACGGACUCUCUCAACCCUGUGAUUCUCUCGAUUUCAGUUCAAUGAUGGACGAUCUGCAACAUGUACUGGUAGAUUUCAAAUCCAAACUGGACAAUCCAGGUCCCAUGAUGGAUUUAAUUGUUGGCGGGUUGUCGAUGGGCGGAAUGCUGAGUCAAGUGUGCUAUCGAGAAAAACAUCAUAUUUGGUUACAGUUCGGUUAUCGGAUACAAGGCCUGAUCCCCAUCGCGUGUGGUUCCAUCGGCAUGGUCUGGCCGCGCAUAACGUGGAUGGAUGAUUAUCGUCACGACACCAAUAGUCACGAUAUGCAAGCAGUCCGUGAAGCUAUCAUAUGCUCAGGCGUUAAUGAAACCACACAAAAAGAAGCGCAACGAGCGAUGCAAAGUGUGUCCGAUAGAGCGCUGACAACCUGUUUACGCGCGUGCGCCUACGCAUUACCGCCAAACAACGCAAACGCGACGACCCCUUCCAUGACCUCCCCGCUUCCUCUGUAUCAGAUGUUAAUUGUUGGAGAAGCUGAUACAUACACGUGCAAUCUGAUGGAAGCGUGGCACCAGCUAAACCAACAACAGGGUAUCCGCACCUCUUUUCAUAAAAUUCCUUUCGCGGGUCACUUGGCUACUUUAGAUGCUGGAAAGUUGAUAGGUGAAAUCGUCGUAGAUGCGCUGUAUCAACGUUGACCCGCUUUAUUCAGUUUUUUCCUUUUGUGAUCGUGAUAAUAAAAUCGUGCCUGCUAGAAUAAGACUGGCUCCACACCACCAUCGCAACGUGAGCGGUUCAUCAAAUACGAGAUAACCCAAUAAUGCC